CUGAUGCCGUCAGGCCACCUCCUCACGGGAGGGUUUAGGAAACUGCGAGGCUGCCUCGCCACCUCUUUGAAAGGCAGUAAAGGAGACUGGGAAGCUGCUCUUGUGGUCAAUAAUGAAUCUGAUUUGAAGCAGACUGGGAAAAAUAAUCGCUCUUAAAUAGCUCAUAAGUAUGAUUUGUUGAAUUCUUUAGGUAGAACGCGAGAGUCCACACCACUCCAUUGGCCAGAAUUUAUACUUAAGAAAAUUCAGUGCUGAUUCUUAGUUACACAUUUGGUCUCCGGGGGGAGGGGUGCCCAUGCCACCUCCUUCCCCGUUUUCUGUUUCCGGGUUAAGUGUGUUCCUGACCCGUGGACGUGAGCGUUUCUUCAUGGGACGUACGGUCAUCUUUGGGAAACCUCAGCAGCCUAAGCGUAGACAGUGGACUGAGCGGCUGCAUCGCGGGGCCGAGUGGAAGAUGCCGCCUCAGGGCCCAUCGGCAGUGGUUUCUUUCCGGGGCUCUGUACUCUUUGUUUGCGGCCCACCAGAGCCUCGUGGGAGGAGAGGCGUUGAUGGGGGCGGACGAGGAUGGCACAUUCCUGAUGGGUGAGAGCGUCCGUGGGGCAGGGUCACACCUCACAGCGUGUGCUGGGGAGGAAGACUGUGUGGACAGCCGGACCGUGUACGUGGGCCACCGCGAGCCCCCACCGGGAGCUGAGGCCUACAUCCCGCACAGGUGCCCGGACAACAGAAUCGUCUCCUCCAAGUACACAUUCUGGAACUUCAUACCCAAGAACUUAUUUGAACAAUUCAGAAGAAUAGCCAACUUUUAUUUUCUUAUCAUAUUUCUGGUGCAGCUGAUUAUUGAUACGCCCACGAGUCCAGUGACGAGCGGCCUGCCGCUGUUCUUCGUCAUCACUGUCACAGCUAUCAAGCAGGGCUACGAGGACUGGCUGCGCCACAAAGCCGACAGCGCCGUGAACCAGUGCCCCGUGCACUUCGUCCAGCACGGCCGGCUGGUGCGGAAGCAGAGCCGGAAGCUCAGGGUCGGGGACAUCGUCAUGGUCAAGGAGGACGAGACCUUCCCCUGUGACCUGAUCUUCCUGUCCAGCAGCCGCGCGGAUGGGACCUGCCACGUGACCACCGCCAGCCUGGACGGAGAGUCCAGCCACAAGACCCAUUACGCAGUUCAAGACACAAAGGGGUUUCAUACGGAGGAAGAUAUAGAUUCUCUCCACGCCACCAUCGAGUGUGAGCGACCGCAGCCCGACCUCUACAAGUUCGUCGGCCGCAUAAAUGUUUACAGCGAUCUGAAUGACCCCGUGGUGAGGCCAUUAGGAUCGGAAAACUUGCUUCUUAGAGGAGCCACGCUAAAGAACACUGAGAAAAUCUUCGGUGUUGCUGUUUACACAGGCAUGGAAACCAAGAUGGCGCUGAAUUAUCAGUCAAAAUCCCAGAAGCGAUCUGCUGUCGAAAAAUCAAUGAAUGUAUUCCUCAUCGUGUACCUCUGCAUCCUCAUCAGCAAAGCGCUGAUUAAUACCGUCAUGAAGUACGUGUGGCAGAGCGAGCCGUUCCGAGAUGAGCCAUGGUACAACCAGAAGACAGAGGCAGAACGACAGAGGAACCUGCUCCUCAGAGCCUUCACGGACUUCCUCGCCUUCAUGGUCCUCUUCAACUACAUCAUCCCCGUGUCCAUGUACGUCACCGUGGAGAUGCAGAAGUUCCUCGGCUCCUACUUCAUCACCUGGGACGAAGAAAUGUUUGACGAGGAAACGGGUGAAGGGCCUCUGGUUAACACCUCGGAUUUAAACGAAGAGCUAGGACAGGUGGAGUACGUGUUCACGGACAAGACGGGCACCCUCACCGAGAACAACAUGGAGUUCAAGGAGUGCUGUGUGGAGGGCCACGUGUACGUGCCGCACGCCGUCUGCAACGGACAGGUGCUCCCCGCCGCCGCUGCCGUCGACAUGAUCGACGCCUCCCCGGGCGCCGGCGGGCGGGAGAGGGAAGAGCUGUUUUUCCGGGCCGUCUGUCUGUGCCACACCAUCCAGGUGAAGGACGACGACGAGGUGGACGGGCCCAGGAAGUCGCCGGAUUCAGGGAAGCGCUGCGCGUACAUCUCGUCCUCGCCUGACGAGGUGGCUCUGGUCGAAGGCAUCCAGAGGUUGGGCUUCACGUACCUGAGGCUGAAGGAGAAUUACAUGGAGCUCCGGAACAGGGACAAUGACAUCGAGAGGUUCGAACUGCUGGAGAUUUUGAGCUUUGACUCAGUAAGAAGGAGAAUGAGUGUGAUUGUCAAAUCUGCUACAGGAGAAAUUUAUCUGUUUUGCAAAGGAGCAGAUUCCUCAAUAUUUCCCCGAGUGAUAGAAGGCAAGGUGGACCAGAUCCGAUCCAGAGUGGAGCGCAACGCAGUGGAGGGGCUUCGGACCUUGUGCGUUGCCUACAAAAGGCUCAUGCAGGAAGAAUACGAAGGCAUCUAUAAGCUGCUGCAGGCCGCCAGAGUGGCGCUCCACGAUCGGGAAAGGAAGUUAGCAGAAGCCUAUGAGCAGAUAGAGAAAGACCUUAUCCUGCUCGGUGCUACGGCCGUGGAGGAUCGGCUGCAGGAGAAGGCGGCCGACACCAUCGAGGCCCUGCAGAAGGCGGGCAUCAAGGUGUGGGUGCUCACGGGUGACAAGAUGGAGACGGCAGCCGCCGCCUGCUACGCCUGCAGGCUCUUCCGCAGGAACACGCAGCUGCUCGAGGUGACCACCAAGAGGCUGGAGGAGCAGAGCCUGCACGACGUGCUCUGCGAGCUGAGCAAGACCGUCCUGCACUGCAGCGCCAGCCUGACCCGGGACAGCUUCUCAGGACUCUCCGCCGAUAUGCAGGACUACGGUUUAAUUAUUGAUGGUGCCGCGCUGUCCUUGAUAAUGAAGCCGUGUGAGGACGGGAGCGCCAGCCACUACCGAGAGCUCUUCCUGGACAUCUGCCGGAACUGCAGCGCUGUGCUCUGCUGCCGGAUGGCGCCCCUGCAGAAGGCCCAGAUUGUUAAAUUAAUCAAAUUUUCAAAAGAGCACCCUAUCACUUUAGCGAUUGGUGACGGCGCAAAUGACGUCAGCAUGAUCCUAGAGGCCCACGUGGGCAUAGGCAUCAUUGGGAAAGAAGGUCGCCAGGCUGCAAGGAACAGCGACUAUGCGAUACCGAAAUUUAAGCAUUUGAAGAAGAUGCUACUUGUUCAUGGGCACUUUUACUAUAUUCGAAUAUCUGAGCUUGUGCAGUACUUCUUUUAUAAGAAUGUCUGCUUCAUUUUCCCUCAGUUUUUAUACCAGUUCUUCUGUGGGUUUUCACAACAGACCCUGUACGACACUGCCUACCUGACUCUCUACAACAUCAGCUUCACCUCCCUCCCCAUCCUGCUGCACAGCCUGACGGAGCAGCACGUCGCCAUGGACACGCUCAAGAGGGACCCUGCCCUCUACAGAGACAUCGCCAAGAACGCUCUCCUCCGCUGGCGCGUGUUCAUUUACUGGACGUUCUUAGGCGUGUUCGAUGCUCUGGUGUUUUUCUUCGGUGCUUACUUCAUGUUUGAAAACACAACCGUGACCAGCAACGGACAGGUAUUUGGGAACUGGACCUUCGGGACGCUGGUUUUCACGGUGAUGGUGUUUACGGUCACCCUGAAGCUGGCGCUGGACACACACUACUGGACUUGGAUAAACCACUUUGUGAUCUGGGGAUCACUGCUGUUCUACGUCGUCUUUUCCCUCCUCUGGGGAGGAAUUAUCUGGCCGUUCCUCAGUUAUCAAAGGAUGUACUAUGUGUUCAUACACAUGCUGUCCAGCGGCCCCGCCUGGCUGGCCAUCGUCCUGCUCGUCGCCGUCAGCCUCCUUCCCGACGUCCUCAAGAAAGUGCUGUGCAGGCAGCUGUGGCCCAGCGCCACCGAGAGAGUCCAGAGGAGCUCGAGCCGCCGAGCCCCGGCCGACGCCGCGCCGAGCCCUGACCGGCCUCUCCUGAUGGACCCCGAGCCGCGGCCGCGGCGCGAGUAGCUGGUGGAUAGGUAACGGCCGCCCGCGGGCAGCCCGGUGUGCUGUGCUCUUGCUGUGCGCGGUUUUCCUCCAAAGUUUUGCGUGCUGUGCUGUGUCUGUUAGGUUCGUGGUCACAAAGAAAGGCCUUUACACACGUGGGUUCCAUCCCAGGUAAGUGGCCUGCCCAAGAGGCCGGCCGCGUGGGCCGCGUGCCGUGCACACACACGCACACGCCUGCACACCCGUGCAGCGCACACGCCGGGUGGACAUCGCCCCACACGUGUCCGGUGUUCGGCGUCCAGAGCACAGUUCAUUCAUUCUCAUCUGUGGUGGUGGGAAUGGCUUCACCUGAAAGGUCCAUCAGGAAAGACCACCUUUCGAAGUAAAAAAGGGGGUCUGGAGUGAGCGGCCCGAGCCUUGGCCGGGGCAGGUGUCCAGCAGCGCCUUCAGUGUCCAGAGCAGGCGUCUCCCGCCCGGCUGCCCCUCCCCUCCCUGCCCGUUCGAUCCGAACACACGCGUGGGCCGGGGAGGGGAGGUGCCUCUGGGGGCGCUGGGUAGGGCGAGGUCAGCAUCCCCAUUAGAGGAACCGCAGCCAGUCCGGGCCCAGGGAGGGGCUUCGUGUUUUCACGCGUGUCUUCUGCGGGACGGUGGGCCCGAGAAGGGGACACGAUCGCAGCCGGGAUGGUCCACGUGCCUCCUCCGUGUCUGGUCCAGCUGUGUUCAGGGGAGCCCAGACCGGGGCAGCGAGGGCGGUGGCCACGUCGGGGCGUCGGGUCAGACGACGGGUGCUCGAUGGGAUUCUCGCGGGGGUCCCGGCACUGACUCUGUCCUUUCUGUUCCCGACAGACCGCGUGCUUGGUGUCACGACCACCUCUCGGGAGUCACCCCCUUGCCUCUCUGUAGACCCCAGCCCUGGGCAGCGCCCUGGGAGGGCGGGGGCGCCAGGCCCCCUCCAGCUCAGCCUCUCCCACUCCCCGCGUCCCCACCCGGCUACAGACCGCGCUCCUGUGGCCCGAGGGGAGACCGGAUGCACGGAUCACGGGUCCAGCCUCUAAGAGCCGCACGGUGAAGGGGGCAGGACAGGCGUCUCCGGGCGGCGACCAGGCAGGACGCACGCGAGCCCUCGGUGCACCCUGUGGGAGCAGGAUCUGGGGGGAUCGCGGCCCCCCCCCGGGUGAGGCCGCACCUCGACCUCCUGGGAAGCGCAGCUGAGCCUUGCAGGCGGGGUCGGGUCUGGCCCCUCCUCCCGGGCCCCAAAACCUCUGCUUUCGCAACCAGCCCAGGGACACCCCAGGACCGGCACCCCUCCCUCCCUCCCGUCCGUCCGCUGCAGGCACCGGGACCUGCGGUAGUGAGGCUGACCGCGGACGCGUCUGGUCCCACGUCCCUUCCUCCGCCGUGCUGGGGCCUGUGUGCUUCGGCACCGCCUCCUGCCUCCCCCCAGCUGCCUGCGAAGAGGGGAACCUAUCCAGUAAAGCUUCCGGCACAGGUUCCGGGCAGUUCAUCUUCCCGCUCCCGAGGAUGCGGCUCACCGGGGCGCCCUUGCUGCGAAAUGCCCGUUUCGGGGGUUGAGGGGAAGGGUGGGGGCUGGGUGCCGGAGGCCGGCCUCUGAUGUGGUGCUUAGGCCCCCAUUAAGAGUGGUCGGUCUCCCGGCGGUGUUGUCUCCCAGAUCUGUGUCAGGCCCACAGGUCUGACAGGGUGGCCUGGGCGACCUGAAAAGCAAUAUCGCAGCCCUCGCCGCCACCGCGCUGACUCUGACCUAACCCUGCUCUGCCGGGGGUCCUAUCCGUGUCUCCUUGUGGGGGUGAACCGUCAGAAGGCAGCUGUGCUGUAAACUCCCUGUGACUUUCCUGUACCAGUAUCUUAUUUCUGGAAAUAACCCGUUCGACAUAGCCUUAAUAGUCCGUAAAGAAGACAUUUCAGUUUGAGAUUCAGAGGGUAAAACCAAUGGCUUUUUAGGAAAGGGUCACCCAAAAGCUAAACGUUGCCCCCGCUGGAUGCAUGGGUGGGAUUUAGGGAUGUCGGUUGGGGAGUGAACACCGAGUCUACUUCCAAGAUGCUCGACGUUAGGGGUUUCGGGAAGUUCAGAUUUCAGUUUGAUUGUGUAAUGUUCACCUAUAAACUAUUUGUUUAAACGAGGGGAUGAGUUAACAGCAAGAACAAGCGUACACAGGUAGUUGGGGUGAAGCAGGUGAAGUAUAAACAUACCAAAGACUAGGAUGAUGGACGUGGGGCCUCCAGUGAGACGGGGAUGGGAGGGCGUGUCUGUCUGAGGGUCCUCCAGCCUCCGCCCCGCCCCCUGUCACUCACACUCCACGUCCAGUGUGUGGUCCACACUAGACCCUGCAAACAAUGGUGUGUGCAUUUUUACAGUCGUUUUUAAGAACCUAAAAUGGGUAUAAAUGUAAUACACGUGGGGGACAGAUUCUCUGUACGUUUAGUUAACAAAUUGUUUGUAAUGUAUUUUUUUAGAAAUCUUAAAAUUCCCUUUGCACUGAAGUAUUUUCAUAGCUGUUUUGUUUGUUAAUGUAUCAUAUCUAAUUUUUAAAGUAUGUUUUUAAAGCUUUUAUUUUUUACGUUGAUGGCAUUUUGGCCACUUUAUAUUUGAAUUCUGAUGAACAUUUUGGCUGAAUGUCUCAAUAUCUGACGAAUGUGAAUUUUCAGAUUUGGUUUUCUUCUCUACACCUGUUUAUUUUUGGUGUUUCUGGCGGUAGUGAGUAGCUAAAAGGCACAUUUAGAGUAUGAUAAUUUGCUAUGCUCUUUCUUCACAGUUCAUUGCCAUUUCAUCUGCUUUUUAUUUGGUUUUUAAUUUCUAUCCUUCAGCCUUAAAAUAGCUUCUUGACGGUUCUGUGUCCUCUUUUUGCCUGUAUUGAGAUGCUUACCAUUUACCUCGGAUAAGUCAAGUCUCCUUAUGAAAGUUACUGACCUUUCCAUGCUCCAAAAAGUCUUCUUAAAAUUGUUUGGGAAAUUAUUAAGUGACUGUGCCUGAUAAUUUGAAAUAGGCGAGGGGCAUGAGAUCAAAAGAGAAGUCAAAGGAGGGACAGAAGAGCCCACCGAAGUGACAUUUCGGACGAGACAAUGAGAUUCCCACCUGACAGUGGGCAGCACUUACUUGCCUUACGCUAACCUUAAAGCAAGUAACUUAGUUUUGAAAAUCUUACAGCUGCACGUUCAUCACUUAUUAACAUUUCCCCCGCUGGUCCAGAUGUCUGGUUCCUGACCCACACGCCAUCCCCCAAAGCAAGCUGUCUGUAGGCCGUGUUGCUCCGGCCACCUCCGUGGUCCUGCUUUCAGCUCCCGGCCACCCGAGGCCGCACACAUCCCACGUCCUACGGGGACCCUGCGGGGGCCUCUGAGCCCCACCCUCAGGACAGGUGGCUGCCAGCAGCCCUCGGACCCUCCCAGCUGCAGCGUCCCUGUGUCCGGAGCUGGGAGUAAAGACCCUCUCUUGGCAACUCCUGUUAGAACCCAAAUCAGCCCAUUCCUGUGCCCUUGAUUCCAUGGGGUGAACGCAGACCAAAUGACCCGCGCCCCCCUCCCCCGGGGGGGGCCGUGGCCCCGUGAGACCCACUGGUGGCAGUGCCGGGCCACGGGAGGAGCCCAGGAGCGCCACCUUCUGCAGUAGCAGGUUUAUAGAAGCAUAGUUCGGCCUGGUGAGACUUUGCAGCUUUAACUAGAGAACUGCCUCGCACAUGCUGUGUAACUAUUCCUAAGUUCAUGGGCGUCAACCAGAAGUUCAGGGCAAAACCUAAGGGAAGUUUCCGGCCUCUUUCUUUAAAACCACUGAGUUCAUCUGUUUUGCACUGUUAAUGACGUAAUACAACCACUUCUGCUUUAUCUUAAAAUUAAUGGUAUUUAUUUGACGACUCAGUGUAACAGCUUGCUAUGCACUUUCUUUUGGAAGUUUCCCAUUUGUAACUUUAAAAACAGGAAAAAUGUCAGCAGGCAAACGCAUUCUUUUUUCUUUUUUUUUUUCAGUUAGAGGGCAGGUGAAUGGGGCUGGGAGUCAUUCUGAUUCGUCUAUAAACAAAGCUUUAAUGAAGCUGUGUCAGAGUAUUAUUAAAGUGUGAUUCUACUUUUGCAGAAAAAAAUCUAAAGAUCAGUUUAUAUAGCUUUAUUUUUUACCUUAUCGAAAUAUACAGAAUUUUAAUAUGCGUAUAUUGUCUCUGACUUAAAGUUAUAAUGUGCGUCUGCAUUGCUGUUUAAAAUGUCCGUUCGUUAUGUAAUGUAAUAAAAGAGAAUCUUCAAAAAUGUAUUUAACACGAAUGUUAUCUCUAGGUGUUGUCAUCGUAAAUACUGGAAUUUAUUUUUAAAUUAUUGAAUAUAGUAGGUGCGUUUAAGAUAAUAAAUCAGCCUCCAAACAGUAAUGUUUAAUUGAUAAUUAUUUAUUAACCUGCUUUGAAAAAUUAAAUUGUGAAUUAAACCGAAUCUUAAAUUUCUGUAGAAUUUAUUUUGUAUGCUACUGUUUUUAACUUUUAUUUCUGUAGGUAAAGUGUAUCUUCAUAAUACGAAUUAUGAUUGGACUUUUCUGCAGAUUAUCUAAGCCGGAGACCUGAAUCUGCUUGCAAUAAAGAAGAAGAAAGGU
Messenger RNA from Lagenorhynchus albirostris (white-beaked dolphin), 8565 nucleotides. RefSeq names its product ATPase phospholipid transporting 11A (gene ATP11A). The record is from RefSeq and is a predicted model, not a curated record. Gene Ontology annotation, cellular component: recycling endosome; plasma membrane; trans-Golgi network. Bases 549 to 4001 code for a protein of 1150 amino acids. Gene Ontology annotation, molecular function: ATP hydrolysis activity; ATPase-coupled intramembrane lipid carrier activity; ATP binding. The transcript has 29 exons. Lineage: Eukaryota; Metazoa; Chordata; Mammalia; Artiodactyla; Delphinidae. Gene Ontology annotation, biological process: phospholipid translocation.